UAAUGCAUGCAUUAAGCUUAAAGCUGUAGUGCUGUUCAGUCUUCUUUCGUUUGUGAUUAUCUUCUCCUUCUGUUUUGUUAAAUUCCUAAAAAAAAGAUAUUCCAAAAGACACAAGGGCUUGUCCAGUUUUGAACAACGAAAUGUCUGUACUAUCAAAAUAUGUUGAUCGGAUUUCCGAAACAUGUGAACACAAUGGAGUAACAAAAAAAGCGUUUAGCUAUGCUUUAGUUACCAGCGCUUUAGUUGCUCUUACAAUUAAAGUCACUAUUCCUUUCGUAAAAAAUACGCAAUCAAAAAUAUUAAAAAAGGGAAAAGGAAAUUAUAACGUUAAGACUCUAACGCCGUUGGAAAUCAAUAGUUCUGAUGAAGAUUUGAAGCUUGCAGAGGCGGAAAAAUUACUAGUUGCUCAACAGCUAAAAAAAAAAAAAAAUUCCAUCGAGCCUGGGUUAAACCAUGAUUUUUUUAAGCAACUUGGUGUCUUGGGAAAAAUAAUGAUUCCCCAGACAUUGUGCUAUGAAACUGGAUUACUUAGCGUACACACCAUUUGCUUGAUUUCUCGGACAUUUCUAAGUAUCUAUGUGGCGGCGUUGGAGGGAGCUCUUGUAAAAUUUAUAGUCCGAAAGGAUGUUAAACAAUUUUUAUAUGUCUUACUUAAAUGGUUUGGAAUUGCCAUCCCAGCUACAUUUGUAAACUCAAUGAUACGAUUUUUGGAAUGUAAAUUGGCUCUUGCCUUUAGAACCAGACUUGUGCGGCAUUCUUAUCGGCUAUAUUUUAAGAAUCAAAACUACUAUAGAGUUUCGAAUUUAGAUAGCCGCAUUGAAAACGCAGAUCAUAGGCUUACUGAAGAUGUUUCCGUCUUUGCUAGUUCUGUUGCUCACUUGUAUAGUAGUUUAACGAAGCCUUGUUUUGACCUAAUGCUGAUAGGAUUAGCCUUAAUGCGCUCGUCUAGAAAAAUGAAGGCUAACAUUUUGACAGGACCAGCUUUGUCAGUUAGUGUAAUUUUACUAACAGCCCACAUUUUGCGACAUGUCUCCCCGAAAUUCGGACAGUUGGUAUCUGAAGAGGCUAAUCGUUAUGGUUACUUACGGCAUAUUCACUCCCGUAUAAUAACAAAUGCUGAGGAAAUUGCUUUUUAUGGAGGACAUAAGGUGGAGAUGCAGCAACUACGACAUGCAUAUAACCGGCUAAUAAAUCAAAUGAAUAAUAUUUAUAGUCAAAGACUUUGGUUUAUAAUGCUUGAACAAUUUUUUAUGAAAUACGUUUGGUCUGGUACUGGAAUGGUUAUGGUGUCGCUUCCAAUCUUGACAGGAAGUGAUAGUAGAACUUCGACAGGUCAUAUCAACAAAGAAUCAAAUGUUAGUGAACGCACUCAAUAUUUAACAACAGCUAGAAAUUUACUUAUUUCUGCGGCGGAUGCAAUUGAGAGGUUGAUGUCCUCCUAUAAAGAGAUAGUGGCUCUUGCUGGUUACACUUCCCGGGUUGCUGGAAUGAUGGAUGUAUUUGAGGAAACCGCUCAAGGAGUUUAUUGCAAGGCUACUGUUGUAAACAAUGAUGAUAAGAAUGCAAUUAUUGAGUUCCGUAAUGGAAAACCAAUUGCAAAGGGUCGCAUAGUUUAUACAAAUGAUCCAAAUAAUAUGGCGAUUACCCUAAGAGAGGUCCCAGUAGUGACGCCUAACUGUGAUAUAGUUGUACCCAACUUAACAUUAUGUAUACAGCCUGGUGUACAUUUAUUAAUAACUGGCCCAAAUGGAUGCGGAAAGUCAAGUUUGUUCCGGAUAUUAAGUGGACUUUGGCCAAUAUAUGCUGGCGAAUUACAAAUUCCUCGGCCAGUGGAAGACGUGCCAUGCAUGUUUUAUAUUCCACAACGACCAUAUAUGUCAAUCGGAAGUUUAUGCGACCAAAUAAUAUACCCUGAUACACGGGAUGAUAUGAAGCGCAAGAAAAUAACUGAUAAAGAAUUAAACAAUAUUUUAAAAAUGGUUAGCCUUGAACACAUUGUCCAACGUGAUGGAUUUGACGUUGUCCGCGAUUGGAAGGAUAUAUUAUCCGGAGGAGAAAAACAACGAAUGGCUAUUGCUCGCCUUUUCUAUCAUAAGCCACAGUAUGCCCUUCUUGAUGAAUGCACAAGUGCAGUAUCAAUUGACGUUGAGAGUUCAAUUUAUAAAAUUGCCAAAGAUAUGGGAAUUACUCUAUUAACAAUUACGCAUAGACCGACGUUAUGGAAAUACCAUACUCAUAUUCUCGAAUUUGAUGGUUUAGGAAACUGGAGUUUUAGACAAAUGGAUGAGAACGAGCAACAAAACCAUAAGUUCCUUCAAUAAAUCACUGAAUGCUUAUAAUAAAUAUAUUGGGUGUGUUGCAAAAUUAAAGAUUUCUUUAAAUAAAAUAUGCGGGUAAUUUUACCUGCAAAUGUAA
Messenger RNA from Drosophila bipectinata, 2415 nucleotides. RefSeq names its product ATP binding cassette subfamily D (gene Abcd1). Gene Ontology annotation, molecular function: ATP hydrolysis activity; long-chain fatty acid transmembrane transporter activity; ATP binding. Gene Ontology annotation, biological process: long-chain fatty acid import into peroxisome; fatty acid beta-oxidation; peroxisome organization. The record is from RefSeq and is a predicted model, not a curated record. Lineage: Eukaryota; Metazoa; Arthropoda; Insecta; Diptera; Drosophilidae. Gene Ontology annotation, cellular component: peroxisomal membrane.